AGAAUUACCUUUAUUUCUGCACUGGGGCUUAACAGGUAUUAUAGCUCGCUCCAUACGGCUCUUCUCUAAAGCAUCCCCAAGGCGUCAAAGCGAGAAAUGACUUCACAUCUGGUCUUAGUUUUUCUGCUCUUAAGUCCACUUGUUCUGGGAGUUUCCUCAUCGUCAGGUUUCGAGGUGAAUUUCAAGGGACCUCAGUUUAUAUCCUAUGAUCUCCGCUCCAAUCGCAUCACCGCCGAAACCAAUCAAAUUUCUUUGGAGUUCAAGACUUUCCAUCCUUCAGGGCUGCUGAUCUACAGCAGUGGGACCCAGGGAGACUUCAUUACACUGGAACUCAUUCAAGGCAAACUCCGGUUCGCAAUAGACCUCGGCAGUACUGCACGUACCGCAGGAAGACAUGAAGUCGUCAUGGGAGAUAGGCUCGCAGAUAACCGUUGGCACAUCAUCAAGCUGGAUCGGACUGGGACCACAAUCGUUUUGACGUUAGACUCAGUAGAACAGUCCACAACCACCCCAGGCUCUUUCGUUCGUCUUGACCUGGAUAAGUUUAUUUAUGUUGGAGGACUGGACAGGAGUGUGGCGGGAGAUUUCCACGGUUCACGGAACACGCCUAAUUUCAUUGGUUGUUUGAGGGAUGUCUACUUCGACUUUAUUGACAUUCUCUAUGGUGCACAGUACCAGUUGCUCUAUUACAGCACUCCAAGUGGACUGGGCUACGCAUGCGCACCUGAUGAUUACCAUCCCGUCGGAUUCCCAACAGUUGAAAGUCACCUCAGAGUGUCUGACUCGUCUCGUAACAACCUGACGUUUAGCCUGAGCUUUCGUACUUACACGGGGAAUGGGAUUAUCGCCUUUAGAAUAAGCCAACACUCCCGCGUGUAUGUAGGGCUGGCCAGCGGUACUCUAGUACUCGAGGUGAUCAUCAACAGCGAUCCUCCAAUCAAGAUCAGUGUAGGAGACAACCUUGAUGACGGCAUGUGGCAUGACGUCAGUUCCGGUGUCAAUCAAGGUGACCUGUGGCUCUUAUUGGAUGACAAACCGGAAGUACGCCAUUCUAACCCAAGACUUAAAGGGCUGGGUGAUUUCAGGACGCGAGUGUAUAUUGGUCGAGGUACGCAGAGGGCUGGGUUUGUUGGAUGUAUGCAGCAUAUCGUAAUAAAUGGUGUCAGAAUAAAGCCAAAAAAAUUGGGAUCUGGUUUAGUUGAUGCCAAACUCGAUCAAUGUAACAUCAAAUCGAUGUGUUACCCAAACCCUUGUUUGAACGGCGGCUCGUGUCAACAGUACGAAGGCAAGUACACGUGUGACUGUACAGGCAUCUUCUACCAAGGACAGCACUGCGAGAUUCCACUCUACCGGGCUACCUGUGCUGAGUACGAAGCACUAGGGAUAUCAGAGAAUUCUUAUUGUACUGUUGAUCCUGAUGGGAAAGGACCUCUUCACGCGUUUGAAGUGCUUUGUAACGUGACGUCAUCGAGAACAGUAUCAACGGUCAUCAUGCAUGACAAGCAGGCGACACAACUCGUGCCCGAAGGAACAAGUCCCUACAACGGCAACUACUUUCACCGCAUAACAUACCAAAACGCAGACCUAGUAAGCAUCAGAACUCUUAUAAGGAAAAGUACAAGCUGCCGACAGUACAUAAGCUUCAAUUGCUACAAAUCAAAGAUACUCAACGCUCCUGUAGGUCCAUCUAACGCACAGUGGGUGUCUAGUACUGGCGUACUGAAGAACUAUUGGGGAGGGGCUCCACCGAAUAAAGAUAUCUGUGCUUGUGGUGUGACGGGUACUUGUGAUAACCCCAUUAAUCUGUGCAACUGUGAUAUUGGAGACGACAAGUGGCGUGAAGAUGCAGGAUACCUUACGGACAAAAAUUCAUUGCCGGUCAGCAUGUUACAGUUCACAGAAGAAGCCUCCCAGUCAAUGUUCACUCUUGGUCCUCUGGAGUGCUUCGGAUCCAGUGGAAAAUCCACCCAUCACGCGUCGAGUGCCAACAUCGUGGCGUCUGCUUGCAGGCCUGUCAACCCUCCACCAACUCAGCCUCCACCUACCGAACCUCCGUUUAUCCCGACCGUGUGGGGGUCUGGGGGUAGUAAAGGUAGCCCACGGACUGAAAGACCCAUAAGUACUUAUAAAACUACUGGAAAGGUACCUGCUCUCACUCCUGUGAGUCCCCACCAUGGGGGUCACGUGACAGUAACCACUACGAUAUCUGGACACGACAACUCGACCUUAGUGAAAUCUGUGGUAAAGCACAAGAUUAAGAAUGGAUCUCAAAAUGGGGUGACAAUACACUCGUCUAUCUCGUCCGAAAAAGGUGGCGUGACCGUGCACUCUACGAUCUCAACCAAAGACAAAACCGCUACUCUUUCUCCAGUCGGUCCGCAGUCAAACGAGCCUCCGUCUCUCAUCACCUACAAGUGGCGAAACGAAAGCGUUGCGCAUGUCACUCGUGUCACCACGUACGAAUACAGCGAACAGUUCAUAAUCUUAGUCGUUGCAUCAAUCGUUGCGUUACUACUGCUCGUCAUCGUGGUCGUCCUCCUCUUACUAAGACGCACAGGCAGGACCUACGUCAGCUGUAUUAUGUGUCAGCGGUGUCGCAACAAGCGCAGUAUCCCAGACAUCGAAAUUUACCGCCAUUCUAUGAAUUCUGAGUCCCCGGAUGUACUUCAGUUGGAUGAUAUGCGUCCUAGUUCCAUGGAGCUCGGAGCUUACAAUAUGCGCAGUGGUAAGGCGGUCUACCAGAGUGUACAUCAGGGACGCGGAGGAACACUCAAAAAAUUUGUCUCUUUCUCGUCAUCUACGGCGCAGAUAUAAAAACACUUCUCAUUAGGUCUAACAAUACUAGCCUAGCAGCGUUGGCGAGCUGACCAGCCUGUAUGGUAUAAGAAACCUGAAUCAUGUGGUCAAACUACUGAAAAAGGACUUCGGAAGUUUUGAGUUUAGCAAGUUUGUCAAAUUAUAUUAUGAAAUGCGACGUCAAAGGAGCUCAAUUUG
Molecule: messenger RNA, 2994 nt
Organism: Actinia tenebrosa (Australian red waratah sea anemone)
Lineage: Eukaryota; Metazoa; Cnidaria; Anthozoa; Actiniaria; Actiniidae
Product: contactin-associated protein-like 2
Source: RefSeq, a predicted model, not a curated record